Messenger RNA from Rhagoletis pomonella (apple maggot), 2322 nucleotides. RefSeq lists its product as uncharacterized. NCBI's taxonomy places the organism in Eukaryota, Metazoa, Arthropoda, Insecta, Diptera, Tephritidae. The record is from RefSeq and is a predicted model, not a curated record.
GACAAAGAGCGGCACGCAGCCAACUAGUUCCCAGGUGCGAUUUGUCGCUUCAACGCAAUUCCCGCGGUUACCAGUACCAUCGUUUUCUGGCAAGUUUACCGACUGGGCCAGCUUUCACGAUUCUUUCAACCGAUUGAUUCAUAAUAACAUUGAAUUAAAUCCCAUCCAAAAGUUUCAUUAUUUGAAGCAGGCUUUGCCACUUGAGCGUGAUCUUGACAUACAACAAAUGCUUCUGACAGAAGCGAAUUAUACCACUGCAUGGGAUCUGUUAGUAAAACGUUAUAAUAACCCGCGAAUAAUAUUUUCCCAUCAUAUGAACACGCUGUACAACUUACCAGUUCUUGUUAAAGAAAAAUCUGACGACAUCAAAACCCUGCUUAAUGUGGCGAAUGUAUGUGUUAAUGAAUUUAAACGCCUUAAGCUCCCAAUUGGGGAAUGCGAUCAUUGGAUUGCCCAUUACUUAACCACAAAAUUACCAACUGAAACCCACUCAGCAUGGGAGCGCCACCUGGGAAGCAAAAUAGAGAUUCCCACCUUUUUUGACCUAGAAGAGUUCUUAACCAAUCGCCUCUUCACCAUUGAUGCUAUCGAAAAUCGUAGCUUAGCCUUUAAUGCCACGUCUUCACGUAUGUUGUCUAACGAUAUUAAAAAUCGUCAUCUUUACAAAUCAAAAUCAUCUGCGCGACCGACACAUAACGUCAAAGCACACCAUGCAGCCACUAAAGUCAAUCCAUCUUCUCAAGAUUGCUGUGGACUUUGUGGACAAGCACAUAUACUACGUCGUUGCCCAAUGUUUCUUUCCAAAGAUUGUUUUGAAAGAAAAGGCAUUGUUGACAAGGCCAAGCUGUGUCUAAAUUGUUUGAGCAAGUCUCAUGCAUUGUCGCAAUGCACAAGCAGUAAAAAUUGCAUCCAAUGUGGUCAACGUCACCACACGCUCUUACACUUCCCACGGACUUCGCUAACCAAUACAGCUGCGCUGCCACUCGCUCAACACACCGCAUCGGCUCCCGCACAGGGACAAGUAGCCCCAAUAAAUUCCCACGCUAUGUCCACGUCAGCCUUUGAUCUAAGGCGCGUAACAAAUGCACAUGCUACAUUAUCAGCAAAUUCUGCACAUUUUGGUCUACGAACAUCAGCGGUUAACUCACCCAGACAGGUUCUGUUGGCCACAGCUUUAGUGUCACUACGUAACGAAGCAACAAACCAAUCUUCAACGUUUUACGCCCUUAUAGACCAAGGUUCAGAAGGGACACUGAUUUCCGAAAAUGCAGUUCAACGUUUAGGCCUUGCACGUCAUCCUACUGCUGCAAGCAUCUGUGGAGUGGGUCCAAGUGCGCUAAGCCAGUCAAAGUUUUUGGUAAGCUGCACUCUUCAUUCUUGCCACGAUAAAACCUUUGCCGCUCCUAUUGAAAGCGCGUAUGUGUUGAAGCAACUGACAACCGAGUUGCCAAGUAGGCGCAGCGUGCCACAACAAUUGUCUCAUCUUCAAGGUCUUACUCUAGCAGACCCAUUAUACUAUCAGCCGAAGAAAAUCGACCUGAUUCUUGGUGCCGACAUGGUUGCUCAAAUCUUGUUACCGGAAAUGCGCAUUGGCGCAUUUGAUCAGCCAAUAGCUCAAAAAACACAUCUUGGCUGGAUUUUGUUGGGUCGAAUCGAUUCUCCACCAUCGUCAGCUAUCACAGUUCGUUGCCAUCACGCGAACCUUGAACUAGAGGCCCUUGUGCAGAAGUUCUACGAAAACGAACAAGUGCCUACAGAAACACCAAUGUCUGAGCAAGACAAGUGGUGUGAAGAGUUUUUUCAAAAAACACACGUAAGACAAGACAAUGGAAAAUAUCUUGUUCGACUUCCGUUAAAAUCAAUUUACGACCCUAAUCAAACGUUAGGGAAAUCCAAGCAAAUUGCACUUAAUCGGUUUUUACACCUGGAACGUAAAUUUCAGCACGACGAAACCCUACAUGGGCAAUACACGGAGGGUAUAGAAGAUUAUUUUCACCUCAAUCAAAUUGUUCCGGCAACAACGAGUGAGGACCAACAUUAUUUGCUGACUGCAUCUAACAAGCCCACGUUCACAUCUUGUGUUUUGCCGCAUCACGCGGUAGUAAAGAAAGAUAGAUCCAACACUAAGGUGCGCAUUGUGUAUGACGCCUCUUCAAAAACAUCAAAUGGCCGUUCCUUAAACGAUAUGUUGUGCACCGGCCCACCAUUGCAAAAUGACCUCCCAGCAGUCAUUUUGAAUUGGCGUCUGCACAAAUUCGUUUUCUUGGCGGACAUACAAAAAAUGUACCGAUGCAUUGAUAUGCACCAAGAUGAUGCGCAAUA